Molecule: messenger RNA, 703 nt
Organism: Microbotryum saponariae
Lineage: Eukaryota; Fungi; Basidiomycota; Microbotryomycetes; Microbotryales; Microbotryaceae
Source: the annotation of a GenBank genome assembly
AUGCCCUCAGCGACUCGAUUCAUACCAAGUUACAACCAGCGAUUCUGUCUGCGGGACACAAAGAUCAAAAUCAUCGAGUAUUUGCACGAGACGAGAUAUAGUGGCCACCUGGCACAUUGCCUGUCCCAGGCGUGAAGCAAUACGUAGUCGGCACCGAGCGCGACCUAUGAACGCUAGCGCUUGUAUGCAAGCGACUCGGCCAACAACGAGAAUUGCUACUACGAAGUCAUUGACGCCUCAGCACCAAGCUGCCACUAUAUCGAUGCCGACUUUACGCCCCCUUCCAUUGACAAUUCAGCAGAAAAGGCAUUGAUUACGCGUAAUGCAGCGUCGUAUUUCCCUGGCCCUCAGCUAGAACACCGUGGUCAGCUAGCAAGCUCGGACACCUUGCGAUCUUGCGUCUGCAGGUCAGAAGUGGUGAACUACCUUGUUCCCUGCUUCUGUUUUAUAUCUAUUGUUCCAGCGCCAACGAAUAAUCUCGGCUCUCCUUCUCACCGUGGGCACGCCGUUUGAAGAACCCUACGCGAAGCGUGUUAUUACGGACAUUCUCGACAAGGUUCUGCUGUCACUUCGCCGGCGUCUCGGGGGGUCCGAAGGGGUAGUCGAAGAAAUUUGGGUGCUUUGCUGUUGGUCACCCCCCAAGCUCUGGGACGAGCUUAACUGCAGUUUGACAUUAGGUAGGAUGAGUGAGUGCUUUAUUUGA